Molecule: messenger RNA, 3703 nt
Organism: Larimichthys crocea (large yellow croaker)
Lineage: Eukaryota; Metazoa; Chordata; Actinopteri; Sciaenidae
Gene: atf6
Product: activating transcription factor 6
Exons: 16
Coding region: 149-2086 (645 amino acids)
Biological process (GO): regulation of transcription by RNA polymerase II; endoplasmic reticulum unfolded protein response
Cellular component (GO): nucleus
Molecular function (GO): DNA-binding transcription factor activity, RNA polymerase II-specific; RNA polymerase II cis-regulatory region sequence-specific DNA binding
Source: RefSeq, a predicted model, not a curated record
UAGCUCCAGUGGUAAAGUCAGACGUGUAUCUACGCGUCACAGACGGGAAGUUUCCAACCAAACAACAUGAGCAGCCACAGGAACACGUCGCUCGAUCUCAACUUGUUUGUCUGAGACAAUUCACUGAAUGAAUUUAAUUUAAAGGAGGAUGGCGUCCGACCUAACGCUACACUUUGACAAUCAUCGACAGUUUCCUGCGAUGGACGGCGAGACGGGCGUCAUCUCCAUCGACCAGGGAGGAGAGUGGGACAUCAGCCUGUUUGAUGAGCUGGACAAUCUAGGAGAUGCGGAUGAGCUACUCGAGGCCCUGGAGAAUAAUGGCUUUGCCAGUGAGGGUCCGGACCUGGACUUUGAUAUCGACAUACCGCUGUGGAACGCGGUAGAAACGAGCAGCAUCUACACAGAUGGCGAGGUGAGCGUGGACUCUCUGUCACCUGCCCACACUCUGAGCUCUGUCCCCUCUCCUUCGUCUGUGGAAGCCCUGUCCCCAUAUUCCUUACAAGAUGAAGCCCUGUCCCCACAAUCGCAGCUCUCUCCCGUUUCAGUCUGUUCAGAGUCCAGUGGCAUCUCCGUAAUCUCUCCUCCUGCUAAGAGAGCUCCAAAGAGGACCAGUCAGGCUGCACGAGCCAAACAAGCUGCGCCAGUCAAGAGACCGAUUCAGAUUGGCCCGAAGGUUUCCAUCCAACCCAAACCGGUGAUUACAGCUGUGCCCUUGGCUCAUGCAGCAGCUCCCCUGCAGGCCAAAACAAUCAUCAUCCAGCCCCUGCAGACCACUGUGCUGCCUAUGGUCAAACCAGCUCCAGUCAACAUCCAACCAGCGCCCCCUCCAGGACAUCCCAUAGUGCUGUCUCAGCCAAGCCAGGUGCUACAGAUCCAGGCACCGCAGGCUGUCACCAGCAAUGUGGUCUCCAUGGCAACGCUCAGACAGGACAGGCCCGUCCCCGUUGCUGCUCCUCCGGUGGUCUCAGUCACACUCCUAAGCCCUUCGUCAGACGAUGAUUCAAAGAUGUCCCAGAGGCAACAGCGCAUGAUAAAGAACCGCGAGUCGGCAUCCCUGUCUCGGAAAAAGAAGAAAGAGUAUCUGCUCUCACUGGAAGCUCGCCUGAAAAUGGCAUUGUCUGAGAAUGAGGCGCUCAAGUGUGAGAAUGGCAACCUCAAGAAACAGCUGGAGGGCCUGCUGAGUGAGAACACAGGGCUGAAUGCAAAGGUCCCCAAGAGGAGAGCCGUGUGCCUCAUGGUGGUGUUGGUGUUCCUCAUGCUUAAUGUUGGACCAAUGAGUCUGUUUCAGGGUGGCUCCAAGAAUGACGUCUAUUCCCCGCAGCACAGCGGCAGACACCUGUUGGAUUUCUCCUCUGAGGCAGAAACUGAGGUCGUGAUGGACCCCGAACCCGUCAGCAGUGGCCCCUCUGAGAUCGUGGACAGCUCUGAGGAUAAAGCACUGAUGGUGGUGAAGGAUCCCGUCUUCCUUAGACCACCUCCCCCUUGCCAGCCUCCUGUUAACAGGACCAAGUGCUUAGAGUUGGCUCAUGAGUUGAGAGGUUGGGUCCACCGUCAUGAAGUACAGCAGACCAAAUUCAGGCGCAUGAGUAACAGCAAUCACAAACCCACCAGGACCAUUCUGAAAACAGAUAAUAAGGAGGCUGAGAGUGCCCAGAUUGUGACAGUACAAUACACGGAAACUCCAGAGGAAAAGGAUCCUGGCAGCGAACUGCAGGUAUACUACGCACCUCACCAUACCUACGGUGACUUCUUUGAUGAGCUCAAUCGUCGUGGCGACACUUUCUACAUAGUGUCUUUCCGCAGGGAUCAUCUUCUACUUCCUGCCACCAACCACAACAAAGGAAGUCGACCCAAGAUGUCUGUGGUGUUGCCAGCCAUCAACAUAAAUGACAGCAUCAUAAGGGACAAAGAGUACGAGGUGAUGAUGCAGAUUGACUGUGAAGUAACCGACACCAGGAUCCUCCACAUCAGGUCCUCCACCAUCCCACCUUUGCUCAGGGUCAAUCGCACAGACACGUUUUACCAGCACUCUCCGACUGAGAACCAGGCUGCACCUCCUGUCGGUGUGCUCAUGGGGUCUGCUUAAGAUCACCAGCAGCACCCGAAUUACUCCUCCACAAAACCCAAACAGAACAUAAGACCUCAGUUAACACUUCUGUAUGUAAAGCAUAUUUAAAAUCUGGUGUCCUCCUGCUGACUUUAUGAUUGUGAUUUAGAGCAAUCCAGUCAUCACAAUACAAAGAAAGCUCAAACUGUCACCACCAGUCAGCCACAUUCUUUAUCAGGGCUGAUAUCUGGAGGUCUGUAGCUCCUUGUGUGGGCAACAUUGACUCCCUGUAAACGCCCCACAUAUGACUAAUUGCUUAGUGGCAGGGGGAAAAGCAUUGAACCCUGAGUCACCUCAUCAUAACACGAAUACUUUUACCCCAUAACAGCUCUCCUGAAGUCUGUUCUUUCUUUUUUGCUUCUUAAUUUCGGAACAAACUGCAAAGCCAGAGGAGAAAACUGAAAGUGAUUACACACGCAAGAUUAAUCUCACAGGGAACUUGCAUAAUUAAAAACAUAUGUGAUAUCAAUGUUUAGAAGCACAACAUAUUCUGUUUGUAUCUCUGCAAAAUGGGGUGCUGUAAUAGUUUCUCUUACUCAUAAGAGAAAAUGGUAAUUUUAUUAGUAAGAGAUGCCAGAUUGAUUACAGUACAUGUGGCAAUAGAGGCAUUCAGUAAACUCAGGAAGUCAGCUGAUCUGAAGGCUAGCAGGCUAACCACUAUGUUGCUGGGUGGUUUCCAUUAGUUUAAGGGUUUUUCAGGUGCUCUGUUUUUAGCACUGUAUGGAUGAAGAAUUUUCUGUUCUUAAUUUCUUGGGUCUUUUGCACUGUGCUUCUCAGAUUCAGAUAUUUAUUUGUAUUAUUGUUCAACAGUAAUGCCAACUCCUGUGGUGUGAUACAGAUAUUUCAAUUCUCCUGUCAAGAUUUAUUUUUCUUUUCUCUUUCUGUCUGUUUUGUGGGAACAUUUUAUUUUGAUAUACUACAGAAAACUAAAUGACAUAUUGUAUAUAUAGUAAUAGGCAAUGGAUUGGAAGGAACAUGUGGUAAAUGUUAUUUUGUGUCAGAAAAAAUGUAUCUUUAUCAAAUUCAAAACUCGUGCUUUAACCAUCAAGCUGAAAACACAGAUGAUUGACAUGGAACCACUGGUAAAAUACGUAUUUGAGUCCUGACUUCUCCGUCCACAGGCUAAAUUGCACUUUUGUUUGGUGCACUUAAGCCUCUAUUAAAGUUUCAACUUACUGGGAAUUCUUUUUUUUUUUAAACUGUGACGGAGUUGUACUAUUUGAUACAUUUUUAGUACUGAUUUGCACUAUGAAUGCAGAACCUGGGUGUAGAUGGCUUUUUAUAUUAAUGUCUGUAAACUUAUUUUGACUACCUAUAAUCAUGAAUAAAAUGUUAAAUAAGAAAUUAUACAUCAUCAAAAUGGAUACUUUUAUAUAUGUUGUUAAAACAACAUCCUUCUGUGUGAAAGUGCAUUUCUUUUAGCUACGUGAUUGUGCAGAUGGUUGUGUUUUCGCUCAACAGAUGCCCAUAAAAAUGUUCAGAAAAAACAUGCCAUCUGCUUGUGUUUUUUUAAGCCAAACAAACAUCUGUGUGUGUAAUUUCUUCCCCUUUUGGUUUCAAGAAUAUAUUUGAUUCACAGCAAUGUUUUCACUGCUU